This is a messenger RNA of Diorhabda sublineata, 7435 nucleotides long. RefSeq names its product protein sprouty (gene sty). Gene Ontology annotation, biological process: negative regulation of Ras protein signal transduction; negative regulation of MAP kinase activity; negative regulation of fibroblast growth factor receptor signaling pathway. The record is from RefSeq and is a predicted model, not a curated record. The transcript is spliced from 4 exons. The coding region runs from base 545 to 1306 and encodes 253 amino acids. NCBI's taxonomy places the organism in Eukaryota, Metazoa, Arthropoda, Insecta, Coleoptera, Chrysomelidae. Gene Ontology annotation, cellular component: cytosol; membrane.
AUCCCACAGAAAUUUCUUUCUAAGGAUCGUAGGAAAACAACAUCUUGUCGCGACAAUUUAGUGACCAAAUCGCGUCGAACAAACGAAAAAUCUCGAACUGAAGUGACAAGUGAGGGUGUAUGCAGAUUUUCGUGUAACGUUUGUAUCGAGUUUAUAUCAGAAAACCGCGAAAUUUGUAUCAACCACGAUUUAUCUUACAACUGACAUGGCUGCCGAAUGAGGCGAGCAAUAAGUCUAUGCGCAACAGGCUUCGAAUCUAGCGAAAUACACCCCAAAAAGUGUUACACCCUCUCUUGUAAAGUGCUUAUUUUGAAUCGACACAUUUGGUGGAUAUUUUCUAUUUGGUGAUAUCGUGGUUUUAGCUAGAGACGGUUGAUUCUGGCUAAGGAGUCUUCAACAAUUAAAAUAUUCUCAAAAAACUGGACAACCGUCAAAAUUCGAAGACGAAAAAAAGACUGUAUCUCAAGCUUUUUCAGGAAUGUGAAGACGCUGGAGACGAUGACGGACCUCGGUGCAGGCUGGUUCGGACGUUAAUUCCGACCACAUGGCUAACCAUGGAGGGCUCACGUCCCUGCCGCGCGCUCACCGUCCGCGGGCGCCUAUAAUGAAUGUUCCUCCAAUAACGGCUCCAUUGGCACCGUUACGGCCCGCUCCGCCUGUUACUUUGAAUGUUCCUAGGCCAGAAAAUGAACGCGCCACCAACGAAUACGUCGAGACCCCUUUUAAGGUAUCGUCGCCGCCGGCGACGAGCCCUUCGCCGCCGCCGCAUCCUCCAAGGACCCUGCAGAGGCCAACUAGGCUCGUAUUACCUACCAUUAGCAAGCAGCCGACGUCGACACAAGCGGCGGCUGCUACAUUUAGCAAACAACCGCCAUCGGAAUGUACGUCUACAUCGAUCGUGUGUCCGGAGUGUGGUGGGUGUAGGUGCGAAUCAUGUCAAAUACCUCGGGCGCUACCCGAAAAGUGGGUGUGUAAUUCCUGUCUCUUUUCCGCGGAUAGUGUCAUUGACUAUGCUUCUUGCUUGUGUUGUGUCAAGGGAUUAUUCUACCACUGCAGCGAUACGGACGGUGGGGAAAGUUGUGCGGACGAUCCGUGCGGAUGCGGACCCGAUAGAAGGACGGCUCGAUGGAGCUGUCUGGCCACCCUUUCGUGCGUGCUACCUUGCCUUUGGCUUUACUGGCCUCUUAGAGGCUGCAAGAAAGCGGUGGAAGCUUGUUACGUGCGCCGUCCAAGAACUGGUUGUCGAUGUAGACCGCCUCUACCUACGCCGGAAAAAAGAUUAUUGGACUCGAGUUCAGAUUUUUAGUUCGCGAAUUUUAUUCACGACUGCCCAUGUGUACCUACUAUUUUAACUUUACAUUAUUAAUUUAUUUUUUUUUUUUUUUUUGUAAAUAAGUGUAUUUUCUAACUGUUUAUAACAAUGAUAUUCCGUGCUUCUCUACUGAGUGCCCCCGUUGGAAAAGACGGUCUAAAAUAUUCAUCGACGAAAAUGAACAACAGAAAUCGAAGAAAUUUCAUACAACAAACGAUUCGUUUAGAUCUGAUCAAACUCAUUUCGAAAUAGCGUUGAGCCAAAAAACAACUUCAACCUUCACACUUUUACCACGAGAUACAAUUCUCCAAUUCAAAAUUCUUCACGCUAAGCACCAGGAUUGGUACUUGACAUUUGGCGUUCGAAAAUGGUAAUGACCAUCAACGUUUACCAGAUUUUCUCGUUGGUAACAAUGUCACCAACAGGGUAUAGACGAAGUUACUUUCUGUCGGUUUUUCUGGACGCGAAUCCAAAGUACGUAACAAAGUUAACAUAGAAAUAGAGAGUGUGGAUUACAAGAACUCCUUUGGUUUCCGCUCGAAUAGCAUCUGGAUUGGACAAAAAAUCGUUGUUUUUGAUCGUACGCCAUCUUAAAGUUAAAUUAAUGACUUUUCCUCUUAAAAACAGACAGAUACAUGGUUCAUUCACCACAAAUUUUCGUGGUAUUACUAUAUAUGUCAGAUUUUUUUUGAAAUUAGAAUGAAUCCUGUCCGUUUCAGCAAAAGGAGUUAACCGUCUUGAAACUCGAGGGAAAACAGUCUCUCGCGGGAGUAUUCUACGUAUUUUGGGUGUAUAUAUUAUUGAUAACCCCAUUAUUUGUUCUCCAAAUUGUCUAAUUCCUCUUCGUUUCAUAUUUUAUCAUCUUACUUCGUUUUUUUAUAGACAACGUGUGUCUUUUCUAGCUGUUUCAGUUCAAGGGCUUGGUCUUAAUCAAUCUAGGUUAGAUUCGAAACAUCAUCGAUAGUUUUGGACAAUUUUCUAGUCUUCUACGUGCUUUUUUAAGUUUCUGCAGUCACUAUCGACUAUUCCCUUUGAGAUAUUUAGCGCGGAAAGAAAGUCUCGAAACUUAAACGUCACAUCUCGUAGCACGAGAUUACCUUUCAUUUUUUUUUUUUGUUGUUCAGUUUCGAUUUUGAAUAUUUUAUGGUAGUUUUGGCCAUAAAUAUUUAUAUUUUAGGUUUUUUUUUUUGGGAGGGACGGGGGGAAAUUAAUUGUAACGUUGGCCGGGCACCAGUGAACCACCGCGGGUCUCCAGUAUUAUCUAGUCCAAAGUCGAGGUAGUCUUUUAAAUUGGUUUUUGUUUUAUGAAAAUCAUAUCGAGAGAACGUCUACGGGGACGGUUGAUUUUGUACAAGAUUUGGAAAAAAAAUUGUUAAGACUGUAAAGACCAAUUUAAAGUGACGUGAGUGUGAAUGACAGAAUGUUUGCGUGUUGUAUGUCUUUGGAAUUAUUCAAUUUUUUUUUUAAAUAAUUUAUUAAAUAUAUUUUCAUGUUAUGGUGGAUGCUGAGAGCUUUAUUGAGGGGUAUUUUCGAGAAAAAAAAAACAUUGAACAGUUGGUUUGCCGUACCUAUUAAUUUUUUUUAUUAUUAUAGAAAGAAAUAUAAAUAUAUAAUUCCAAAGAAACACAAUUAAUUAACAAAAUUUUUAGUUCGCUAUUCAACGUAUCCAAUCUUACAAAAUUUAUUAUAGUCCAGUCAAUUUAGGUACGAAUUUCGGAAUAAGAGAUAUCCGGCGAUAUAACUGCCCUCUAUCUCAAAAACAGUUCGAUAUAUAAAAUUUUUUUUUAAACAAAAGUUAUAGAGAAUCUAUUUUUGUACAAUAUUGAUAAUAAAUACAAAUAGCGUAAAAUCUAUAGGUAAGGAGAUAUUCGGAAAAAAUUUGGUGACGUUUCAUCUCCGAUUUUUACAUCAAAUCAUGGGGUAACUUCGUGGUAUAGGAAAAUUUAUUAUUUACCCUCAAUGCUUGAUCAUUUUCUGCCUUUUUUGUCAAGUUUUUCCACACGUUUGACAGAAAUCGUCGUACUACGUGCAGUCUUCGUCGAACUACACGUAUUCAAUCCAAUCUAUUUUCUUUUUGGUCCUUGUAUAAUCUUCUCCACAACAGACGCAUGAAUUUUCCCCAAAAUUUAGUCCUUUUUCUUUACGAUUGCACAUAGUGAAACAAUUUCUCGUUUUCCAACUGGUUUUAUCUUUUCUGGACAAUCCUACAAUAAUUUUUCCGAUUUUUUUAUCGUUUGGUUGAUUUGUAACCUCAGUUUUUGCCGGAAAGUCAGAAUUUACGUCGCUCUAAAACCAGACGAACUAUUUUGUACAGCAAUCGUCUUUCUUCAAAUUACAUUCGGAAGCUCGCGCCAUCUAACGUGAUUUCUAAAUCAUAAACGACACGAUUCAUAAAAUUACGCUUUAACUAUUAAAAAAGCUUCAGUCCAAAGACGAUGAUGACUACAAAUUCCAACAUUUCGACUGAAUUUACUAGAAAAACCAGAUUUUUGUGCCAAAUGGUGGUCCAAAUCUUGUUUUUUCCCUUUAUUAAACCGACUGUUUUUUCCUUUUUGGUGGAUGUUUCCGUCCACACAGCUUUAUACCCCUUUCUGAUAGACAGUUCGCUCGGUCUACAAUUUAGUUGAAGACCCACUUCGACGAUAGCUGGUUCAUCCUACUUUGGGGUUCUGAUUCACGAAUUUCUGGAUGACGUCAUAGAUUAAACCAGUCGUAACCAGCUUUUCCAAUUUUAUUAUUAAACUUGAGUUUAGUUCUUGUUUUACGAAUUGGUAAGCGAUGGUUCUGUUUAAUGAAAAAUUUCGUUUUUGUAUAGAUCAUGCCCGUAAUUUUCUUUUGAGAAUUUCCGGUUUUUGUUUUACGUUUUAAGUUGAAACGAAUUUAUAGUUUCGUAUCUCGUAUUCCGAGAUGAACACCCUAAAUUGACUGGACUAAUAUGGGAAUUACGUAUAUCGUCAUUUUAAUGAAAAAUUGUAUGCGAAUAUAUUAAUAUUUUUGAAAAAUAUAUAUUUAUAUAAUUGAUUUAGGCAGAAUUACACAUUACAUACUUUAUUUUUUUUUCCAACAUCAUCCCAUUUAUAAAAUUUAACUUUUUUGCUAUAAAAUUCAUAAAAAUUGUAUUUUUUAACAUUCUAAAAGUCGAUUUACAAAUUUCAACUGCUUUCUAGCGUUUUAUAAUACGGGGUAUAUCAAAAAAGUAACUUCCUUUUGGUUAUAUAUAAAAAAACGUGUACAGAUAUUACGUCACUCAAUAAGUCACGUGACUAACUAUGAAAAUCAAUUUCAUUGAUCAAUUCAAAAGCAAAACAAUCCUUCCAAUGCUUCUCCAACUUCUCGAUGUCGUACUUGUAGAAGGAUUUGUCUUUUGCUUCAAUUUCAACAAUUGCUUCUUCAUUAUACCAUUUUUUGAGAUCAACGAAUAGUCAGUAGUCCCUGAGGGUUAUAUCUGGAUAAUACGGUGGAUUAGUAAGCAAUUCGAUCAAUUUAAACAACGUUGCCGUUAAUCAGUCCAAGGUCUUGGUGAAUCAGCGAUUUUUUCUUCGACAUUUGAGGCCGUUUUUUUCUUGAUUUUUGCAUUCAAACGAUCCAACAACUCAAUUUAGUAUUCGUUAUUGAUUAUUUUCGAUGGAUUACAUUUUUGAAGCCAUUGCUGAGCUUGUACAGUUUUCUUUUCCAUCAAUUAUAAAUUAAUACACUUAUUGAAAAAAUCUUAUGAUUCGGAUAGGUAAUGUUCAAUACACAAGGCUUUUGGCCUGUCCAAACCUCUUUCUAUUGUUUUGUUCAUCUUAUAAAAUCAAUAAAAUCCCGAAAAAUGUGCUCUAUCGAAACCUAAAUAAGACAGACAUCACGUUAUAUCAAACAUAGAUUUAAACAACAUUCGGAAUGUGUAGUAGCUAAAUUAUAGAUUAAUUGAAAUGUCUGUUCGAGACAAUUCGAUAAAUUUCUAUUUUCUUUCCUAAUAAAAUCGAAUUAAUAGUUGUAUCACGAGAUUAUAUAUUAAUUUUCUAGUAAUUCUAUUUAUAAUAUUUGUAUUAUCAAAUAUGAGUUAAUUAAAUCAAUUUAAUUUUAAUUAAUAAAUAUUUCCUCAGGAUAUUCGUCGAUAUAAUAUCAAAACAGUAGAAGUAAUAAUUUUUGUUACGUAGUCAAAAUCUUUGUUGAAAAAUAAUUAUAGUUAUUGUUGAUAACAUCCCACGAGACUUCCAAAACCUGUUAUUGAGAUUAGGUUCUUAGAAACAAUCAAUUUUUCUCUAAUACGUGACGUGGAAUCAUUUUUCCUAUUAUUUCUUUUAUUUCCUGUCAUCGAAUUCCUAGUUUUUUUCCCUUUUCUCCCAUCUUUCCUAGUUUUUGUUCCAAAAGGUUAUAAGUUUAUCUAUUUUCUUGUUCAUCAGCAAGAUCCAGCUCUUUUAGGUGCUUGGUCACUCAAUCAACAAAGGCUCGUCAUAUUGGGGGAUCCAAUGGACCCAGAACCCACUCUUCUUGUGGCUACUACGUCUCUCAACGAUUUGCUUGCGAGACAAGCUCUGAAGAGAUGUAUAAAGACACCUGGCAUGAGAUACCUGCUGUUUCUCACUAUGAACGAUAAUUUGAUGCUUGGAGGAAAAAGAAACUCCAAGUAGUGCUUCAAACUCCGUCCUCUAUCUGUUUCAGCCACUGUAAGAAGUGGUUCUGGUACCAUGAAGAGCUUGUCUGCUCCAGAUUCCGAUCAUCAUGUCAGCAGCAAUCCAAAAGAGUUUUUAUCGAAAGAGGUUUUUGAAUCGGGACUUUUUCCUGGACCUCCACGUGUUUUCUUUGUCGAUCUUGAUCUAUUUCUCUAACCUUGUUUUGAUUUUCUUUGUAUCUAUGUUUGUUAUACAAAAUUUUAUAAAUGGGAUGUAUUUAACGAUGUGUCACCUUGUAUGUAUGUCCUGUGGUGUGAUAAGAAAACGCUGAUAAACCUGCCUAGUCAAUUUGAUCGUUCAUAAGCGCAAUCUAAGAAAUAUUUAAACGUACUUUUAAAAAAAAUUAAAUCAACGAUUUUUUUUUCUAAUAAUUUGUAUUUGCUUCGAUAAAACCAAAAAAAAAAUGUAUAUAUUUUGAAAAUUAUUGUGUUCCACGUAGAUUGCGUUUAUUUUUUUUGUACUAGUACGACUAAAUUUUUUUUUAAAUCUAUCUGCGAAACACAAAUGUUUUACAAUGAAGAAAAACACCAAAAAAAAAGCAUUAAAUGCUGACGUAGAAAAAAUAGAAAAAACAUUUGUCAUUGUAAAUAGAUGUAUGUACAGAAUGGCCUUUGAAAAACAAAAUUAUUUCGUCUAAAUGGUAAUUAGUUGUUCGAAAAGUGAUUUUCAAAAGCCAUCCUGUAUAGAGGAGGGCAGUACUCUCAAAAUGUAUGUGCCGAAAAGGCGCAAAACUAUUUGUAUACAUGUAAAUAUGGAAUUGUAAUAUUAUCUAUAAUGUUAAUAACAAAGAAAACAAAUCUAUUCUAAUUGUUUUAUUUCAAAACAACCCCAACUACAACCCUCGAUAAGUGAACAAAAAAUCUUGGAGCUUCCAACAAUAUGUUAUGAACAGCAACUACCUUUUUUAUGUUUUUUUACAAUAUUGGAUAUAAUACACAUUUCUGUUAGCAAAAAUCAAAAAUUCUACCUAAAAGUAGAGACCCUAUUGCAUCAAGACCAAAGUCAGCGAUAAGUUCCCAGCGCACUGAAGAUUGCAUCCAGAAUUUACCCCAAAAAAUGGCGAGUUUCAUCGAAUACGCGGUACCAGAAGAAAAAUAUGCACCACCGAAAGAGAUGGCUCGAAAAUCGAGUCUAUCGCUGGUGUUCAAGUCCAAAGAGAUCUCAAAGAAAAGUUACUGGCACAAAAUUGACCCCAGCCAGUUACUGACAAACAAUCUGUGCGAUAGAAGAGGACGAAUCUAAAGGGAGACCUGGAGAAAGAUUCGCGAAGAGUUGUAUAAAAGAAAACGUUACUUUUGAAGAAGGUUACUGGAUGAUUAAGGCGGAAAUUUCAAAAAAAGCAAAGACUAAUGGUUUUAGAUGCUAAAAUUAGAAAAAGAAUCGAAAAAACAGAUUUUUUGCUAGUGACUAUUGACCGCGAGCGUGCUACUUAGUCGAGUGUACAAUCCCCAAAAAAAAUCAUACA